This is a messenger RNA of Nannizzia gypsea CBS 118893, 2784 nucleotides long. Its product is annotated as cell cycle checkpoint protein RAD17. Gene Ontology annotation, molecular function: chromatin binding. The transcript has 2 exons. Gene Ontology annotation, biological process: DNA repair; DNA damage checkpoint signaling; mitotic DNA replication checkpoint signaling. NCBI's taxonomy places the organism in Eukaryota, Fungi, Ascomycota, Eurotiomycetes, Onygenales, Arthrodermataceae. The record is from RefSeq and is a predicted model, not a curated record. The coding region runs from base 1 to 2784 and encodes 927 amino acids.
AUGAGCACUCCCCACCCUCGAAAGCGACAGCGGAGACUCAUAGUUCAUUCCUCAGACGACGAGCUCGAAAGCCCAGUCCCAGUGAAGGGGAGACAGAAGCCUCAAGUCCAGGGGACGUAUAAAGGGAACCGCUCUUUGAAAGCUUCACGAGAGACUUCAACGGAGCCCGCAGGCGGCAACAAUCGCAAUGGGACUUUACAACUUCCGCUCUCCAGUCUACCUACAAGAACUUCCUCACAGAAUCGACCGCCUCUCCCCGAACGAUCCUUGAAUGACGUACUCAGAUCACCGAGUAAGGCAUCCUCUGUCCAUUCAACUCGCACGAGUCCUGCAUCUUCUCCGGAGAAGAAGCGAAAGAGCACCGCAAAAACCAAGAAGAACUCCAAUGAAGAUAAUACUGGGCAAGCUGGUAAAUCACUACGAAGCUUCUUCCAGCCGGCCACUGAAGAAGAGAGAUGGAACAGAUUACAAUUACAACGGGAAAAGGAGCGAGAGAAGGAGAAAGAGAGGGAGAGGCAGAUGCUCCUAGAACUUGAACAUGAUCUAUUGGAGGAUAUGAUUGAAGACGAUGACUCUUUGGAUGAAUUAUUAUCCCAGCCACGACAGAACAGCAAUAAGAGUGGAACAUCAAGUUUCCAUGGUCACCCUGAGCUAGAUCGGCGGAAAAGAAGCCCUCCUCCAGGUCAAAAAGGGAUACCAACUGCUAAACCAGAUACGAAACCAAGAUCAGGGAAAAGGUUCAUACUUCAUACAGAUAGUAAUGACACCGGGUUGUCAUCGCAGUCGACCUUUGCGUCAUUUGGGUCAUCUUCAGCGCCCGUACAAACAACUGGGAAGCCAUGGGCGGAGCAAUUCGCUCCAGCCAAUUUGGAUGAGCUUGCCGUGCAUAAGAGGAAGGUUGCGGACGUGCAGAACUGGCUGAAUGAGGUUUUCAUCGGUCGAAGUCGACGCCGCAUACUUGUGCUAAAAGGACCUGCGGGCAGUGGCAAAACUACAACCAUUUCACUGUUAUCGAAAGCUCUCGGGUAUGAUAUCGUAGAAUGGAGAAAUUCUGCUGGAACAGAAUAUUCCGCUCAAGGAUAUGCCUCUACUGGGACACAGUUUGAUGACUUCCUUGGUCGUGGUGAGCAAUAUAACUGUCUAGACUUAGAUGGUGAAGCUACUGCUUCAACUCCCAAUAGCAGUGCAGCCUUGCAAUCUUCAAGACGGCGUAUAAUACUUGUGGAAGAGUUUCCUUCAUCCCUUAGUCCUGGAUCAUCUGGGUUAACGGCAUUUCGGUCCGCACUUUUGCGUCAUGCUGCCCCCUCGCUACCUUCAAGUUCUGCCAGGAUGACGGCUCGUUCGGUAGAAACCCUGAAUACCCCAAUUGUUAUCAUUGUUUCCGAGACCUUACUCGGAGACGGUACCUCUUUCUCUGAUAGCUUUACUGUCCAUCGUCUACUAGGGCCAGAGUUAUCCAAUCACCCAGGAGUCGGCAUUAUUGAAUUCAAUCCGAUUGCGCCAACAUUUCUCACUAAAGCUUUAGACCUGGUGCUAAAGAAAGAAGCGCGCUUAUCUCACCGAAAACGUAUCCCCGGACCUGCAGUCCUUAAGCGGUUCGCUGAAAUGGGAGACGUUCGCAGCGCCAUUUCCUCGUUGGAAUUUAUCUGUCUUCGGGGCGGCGAUUAUGAAGGGUAUAGUGGGACACUCAAUGGUCGUCCGAAACGCCUGGGUAAAACAAAUCCUCCGCCUACAGCAAUGGAAAUGGAAACUCUCGAAAUGGUUACCCAGCGGGAGGCCAGCUUGGGGAUUUUCCACGCUGUUGGUAAAAUUAUGUACAAUAAAAGGGACGAGCCGAGCUCCUCGGCCUCAACCCGCACUGGCUUAAGGGGCAGGAAACCUUCCUCGAAACCCGGAGGUCACCAUGAUCUGGUAUCUCAAGUUUCCGUCGACGACCUGAUUAACGAAACCGGAACAGAUAUCCAGACAUUUUUGUCUGCGUUACAUGAAAAUUAUCCCCCAUCUUGCCAUGGCGAUUUAUUCACCGAAUCCUUGGAUGACUGCUCCGAGCAGCUUUCUGCCGCGGAUAUCCUGGGCAUCGGGAAUCGUCGGAAUAUGCAAUCGGCUCGUGGGCUUGGAUCUGGACGCAUUGCAUUUCAAGGGUCUGGUACCGGAAUUGACAUCCUACGCCAGGACGAAAUUAGUUUCCAGGUUGCUUCGCGGGGCCUUUUAUAUCAUCUCCCUUUCCCGGUCAACCGGCGUGGGCCAGAUGCGCACAAAAUGUUUUAUCCUUCCUCAAUAAAGCUAUGGCGGCAGGCCGAAGAAGUAGAUGGCCUAGUUGCCCUUUGGAUGCGACGGAUAAUGACCGCCUCUACGACUUUACUCAAUUCUGACAAAGCACCUCGGCGAACCGAGGGGGUAGCAUCCUGGGGAAUCCGUGCUCGGAUGCCAAACACUCCACAGGAAAGUGGGCUUGAUAGCCAGGACGUGGCGAGAUGCAUGAUAUCUCGCAAUGAAGUCAUCUUGGAACGACUUCCUUAUAUGAAACUAAUAUCCAAAGACAUGAGUGAACGAAAGGAAAUAGGAAAGAUAACACAGGUAAACGGUUUGAUACGGCGGAGCCAAGAAAUUGAGGAGGAUGAUAUUCAUGGCUAUAAUACCCAUUUCAAUUCAACUAUGGGUUCUCCUCGGAAAAAUCGAACGUGGCAGUCAAAGCCAGCAACAUAUAGUAUUACAGGCUUACCCUCUGUUGAAGAAGAGGUAGAUAAACUCGUCUUGAGUGAUGAUGAUAUCGAGGACGAUUAA